This is a messenger RNA of Notodromas monacha, 1409 nucleotides long. The record is from the annotation of a GenBank genome assembly. NCBI's taxonomy places the organism in Eukaryota, Metazoa, Arthropoda, Ostracoda, Podocopida, Cyprididae.
UUUCUUUUUUUUCCGCAGUUAUUUUGUGAAUGCCCGAUUCGAGCAAUGCGUUAACUGAAGUGUGAAGAGUGAAAUAGAAAAUGACGUUCUUCCUGGGCCAACUCAACGCGUCGUCGCAGCGGAGUCGGCGCCACCAGCAGUUGUCAGUGUCGUCGGCGGCGUCGUCGUCAUCAUCAUCGGCCGCCUUCUCGUCGCGACGUCCCUACGACGUCGGCCGGCAAUGGGACGGACUCGCAGUGUUGGGCGUGAACGCGCGGACGCUGCGACUCGGCCGCCGCGCCCGAGACCAAUUGGCCGCCGAGGCCCAAUGCUACUCGGAGGCGCCUCGGUCGCGUCGCGCCGAGUUGCUGGCGGAUUUGGUGCGAGACGUGGGCGCCAAUGCGCCGUUGUCACAGUCGCUCAAUUGCUGCACGUCGGACGACGGCGCCCUGGGAAGGUGCGACGCGACGUCGGCGCUUUAUUUUGCCCUUAGUGUCGUCCUACUUGGCGUCGGCGCAUUUGUGACGGUCUUUGGCUUUGUCAACUAUUCGGCGGUGUUUGGGCCGAGGGACAGGCCGAUGCCCGAGCACGUGUGGCUCCUGGGUCCCAUUUUUGUCUGCUCGGGGUUGCUCGUGUGCUGCAAGGCCGUGUUGCACAUGCGACGCAAGAAGAUGCUCUUCCAGGUUCUGCGCCUUCAGAACAUCCUCAACUGGGAGUUGCAGCACGAAAGACGAAUGGACAGGAAUCCCAGUGUGCUGACGUUGCCGCCGUCGUACGAAGUAGCCUUGGGAAUGCCGACGACGACGCCGACGACAUCCUGUGAGUCGCCGACGACGACACUGACGAUUCGUGGAGACAUUAACGGGUUGGACGAUCGGGACGGCGGAGAGCGAGUCGACGACGAAGAGGUGUAUUUGGCGCCGCCUAGUUACGACGAGGCCCUGCGACUUUUGGCCCGAUUGCGAAAGGACGACCCGACGACGGACGUGGACUUGGAUAUUGGAGACGUCGGAGGAGGAUGCACGUUGCGAUUGCUGGACGACUUGGUGUCGGUCGGAGUCGAUGUCGGCGAUGAUAUUAUUGUAUUCAGAAACGUCAAGUACACGCCGUUGAGUGAGAAAUCUGGUGCAGACGAGCCAGACAACACCGAAGACCUUCGUUUUGAAGCGAAGCCAAAACAGCGAGUCCCCUGGAAAGCAAUCGGUUUUGCAGUUGUGCUAUUCCUUGGAGGAACUUUGUUGCUGGUUCUGGGGUCCUUGAUUGUAGCUGGAAAAAUAGAAGAAAAGUAUGCUGACCGGACCUGGCCACUGAUUCUUGUUGGGGCGUUGAUGUUCGUACCUGGGGCUUAUCACGUUAGAAUCGCUUAUUUGGCCUUUCGUGGACACCGCGGAUACUCAUUUGACGACAUUCCGAGCUAUUACGACGAUUGA